Molecule: messenger RNA, 963 nt
Organism: Xenopus laevis (African clawed frog)
Lineage: Eukaryota; Metazoa; Chordata; Amphibia; Anura; Pipidae
Product: olfactory receptor 1020
Exons: 1
Coding region: 1-963 (320 amino acids)
Source: RefSeq, a predicted model, not a curated record
AUGGAGAACUUAAAUCAAACCUUAAUGAACAGGUUCAUCCUUCUUGGUCUCACCAAUAUCCCAUACCUGCAGACUUUAUGUGUUUUAAUUUUCCUGAUAAUCUAUAUCAUCACAUUGUCUGCAAACCUUUUACUUAUCCUUGUGGUGAAAAUGAAUACACAACUACAUACCCCAAUGUACCUUUUCCUGAGCAAUCUCUCCAGUAUUGAUAUCUUCUUCUCCUCCACCAUAGUCCCCAAAAUUAUGGCAAACACUUUAUCUCGGGAUAAAAGUAUUUCACUGUUGGAUUGUGCAACACAGAUGUUCUUCAGUUUAGCUUUAGGAUCAACUGAGUGUAUCAUUCUAGCAGUUAUGGCCUAUGACAGAUAUGCUGCCAUCUAUAAACCGUUACAUUAUAACACAAUAAUGAAUAAGAGAUUUUGCAUAAGAAUGGUUGCUGGGUCAUGGGCAAUGUGCUUUAUAAACUCCGCCAUUCAUGUUUCUCUCACAUUUAAGUUGCCUUUUUGUAAAUCCAACCUUAUCAACCAUUUCUUCUGUGAGAUGCCUCCUUUAUUUAGACUGUCUUGUCAAGACACGCAUCUCAAUGAGGUAGUCAUGUACAUCUCAGCUGCUAUAAUAGGUGUCUGUUCAUUAAUUUUGACUCUUGUUUCAUAUGUUUAUAUCAUUUCGCCUAUACUUAAGAUUCAUUCCACUGCUGGAAGGCAUAAAGCUUUCUCCACGUGUGCUUCUCAUCUAACAGUUGUUUCUAUAUACUAUGGCACUGUCCUAUUGAUGUAUAUGCGGCCUCACUCAGCCUAUUCUCCAGAAGUGGACAAGAUAGUGUCCAUUAUUUACACAACUGUGACGCCAAUGCUGAAUCCUAUUAUCUAUAGUAUAAGGAAUGAGCAUGUUAAAAAUGCAAUUAGAAAAAAUAUGAAUGAACUUUUUCGUGGAUUUAUUAAAAGAAUGUCUUUGGGAUCAUAA